Molecule: messenger RNA, 836 nt
Organism: Corylus avellana
Lineage: Eukaryota; Viridiplantae; Streptophyta; Magnoliopsida; Fagales; Betulaceae
Source: RefSeq, a predicted model, not a curated record
AUUCUUCUAACCCUCAUCAUCUAUCCCAUAUUCUCAAGACUGCCGGCCCACUCUUUCAGAGGUUGUUACUCUGUCAUUUCCGGCCAUGCAAUGGGCAUGGAAUAUUGGAAUGGAAGGGAAGGGAUAUCUUCCCAACCAAUGGGUCGAACCCUCCGCCCCACAAUCAAUGGGUGUAAUGGGUACAUGAAACACCAAAUGGUGAUCCCUACUAUAUACACUGACAUUAGAGGCCGUAUGAUCCAGUCAAAUCAGUAUUCCGGGACAGAGCAUUUUUGGAGUUCCGAAUCGGGUUACUUUUUUCAGUCUCUUCCUGGAAUUUUCUUCUUUUAUGACAUUUCUCCAGUUAAGGUGGUCCCUACUAUAUACACUGACAUUAGAGGCCGUAUGAUCCAGUCAAAUCAGUAUUCCGUGACACAGCAUUUUUGGAGUUCCGAAUCGGGUUACUUUUUUCAGUCUCUUCCUGGAAUUUUCUUCUUUUAUGACAUUUCUCCAGUUAAGGUGACUUUCAAGGAGGAGCAUGUUCCUUUUUUACACUUUUUGACCAAUAUUUCUGCAAUAAUUGGGGGUAUUUUCACAGUUGCGGGAAUAAUAGAUUCAUUCAUCUAUCAUGCAUGGUCAAAAAGUGAUCAAGAAAAAAAUGUAGACUGGCAAAUAUUGCCAAUGUUGUUGCCAUUCUGCACGUGUUGCUCCAAUAUUCUGGUUGAUUUUCUGCAGGAGAAAAUUGUUGGGUAGGGAAAUCAUUGAAUCAUUUUCUUAUGAGGAUUAUUAAUUGAAGUUGUAAUUAUUAAAUUCAUGUGACUUAUUUCUUCGCGGAAUGAAUUGUGUCAAAAUUCUUA